Messenger RNA from Nasonia vitripennis (jewel wasp), 681 nucleotides. RefSeq lists its product as uncharacterized. NCBI's taxonomy places the organism in Eukaryota, Metazoa, Arthropoda, Insecta, Hymenoptera, Pteromalidae. Gene Ontology annotation, molecular function: catalytic activity. The transcript has a single exon. The record is from RefSeq and is a predicted model, not a curated record. The coding region runs from base 1 to 681 and encodes 226 amino acids.
AUGGCAAGGAUACUCCAAGGAAACCUGCACAGAAGUAGGCUCGCACAUGAUCUGCUAACCCAACACGUGUGGGAGCAGAAAGUGGAUGUCCUAUUGAUCAGCGAACAAUACAAGAACCUAGACCCACCCUUUUGGGUAUCAAACGGCGAAAAAACCGCAGCCAUUUGGGUGCCCGGGCGCGGGUUGGCGAAUACGGGUACGGGAGAAGACUACGUAAGGGGAAGGAUGGGUCGCAUAACAUUCUUCAGCGUAUAUCUGUCACCGAACCUAACUACCGCUGACUUUACCAGGAAACUAGGGGUAUUGGAGGACGCUAUUAGAGAGGUCCCCGGGAAAAUCGUGAUCGGGGGUGACUUCAACGCGAGGGCCACAGAAUGGGGCAUGCCGACGACGAACCCAAGAGGCAGAGCCAUCCUCGAGAUGGCAGCCAGGCUGAACUUGAUAGUAGCGAACGAGGAUCAUACCACUACCUACUGUAGAACAGGCUUUGGGAAAUCAAUACCGGAUGUAACCUUCGCAAACGAAAUGACGACCCGCAACAUAAGGGACUGGCACGUCACGGAAGAAUAUACAGCUAGCGACCACCAGUAUAUUCUAUUCAAUAUCAACGAAGACCGUCAGACCAGUACAAGGAGAAAUCACAGUCGAGCGCCAAGAUGGAAUACCCGACGCAUGAACUGA